This is a messenger RNA of Podospora pseudocomata, 1455 nucleotides long. RefSeq lists its product as uncharacterized. The coding region runs from base 1 to 1455 and encodes 484 amino acids. Lineage: Eukaryota; Fungi; Ascomycota; Sordariomycetes; Sordariales; Podosporaceae. The transcript has a single exon. Gene Ontology annotation, cellular component: plasma membrane. Gene Ontology annotation, biological process: fluoride transmembrane transport. The record is from RefSeq and is a predicted model, not a curated record. Gene Ontology annotation, molecular function: fluoride transmembrane transporter activity.
AUGACAUCGCAACCAGCAGAUAGGGUCGCCUACAAUAAUGACUUAACUCCUGUCGAAGACGCAGGCAUUGAGGGCCGCUUUCAACAACUCCCUGGGCCUUCAAGCCCACGACAGACACCUCACACAAAGUCCUCUUAUUCACAAGAAGCUAGGGCUGCUCGAUGCGCCUCAGCAGCAUCCCGCGCCGAGUAUGACGUCCCGGAUACAUAUGAAAAUUUGGGAGAGACAGCCAACAUCCCACCUGUUCAGAACCCGGACGAGGAAUCAGUUCAUCGAUACGAGACACUCGAGCAAGAAAGAGCCAGAGAACAAAGCUAUGCUCGCGACCGCCGACGCCAGGAUGAGGAUCCUGCAACAAGGGCAGCAGUACAAGCAGAAGAAAAAGCCGAAGCAGCAAGCUACCCUGUGUCCAAAAAAGAAACUCAAAUCUACACCCUUUCCUACUUAAUCUUUUUCUCCAUCUUUGGGACACUGGCCAGGCUUGGGCUCCAGGCGAUCACCAUCUAUUCCGGAACACCCAUCAUCUUCACCUCUGUCUGGCCCAACUUUGCUGGCAGCGUGGUUAUGGGUUUCCUGGCCGAAGAUAGGAUGCUAUUCCGGCAAGAAUGGGGCAGUCCAUCAUCAAACGGAGCCGAUACCGAACGUGGCAGUGUGUCAGUUGACUCGGAGGGCGCGAGAAAAGCGCACCUUGCCAUCAAGAAGACUAUUCCGCUGUACAUUGGUCUCGCCACGGGUUUCUGUGGAUCCUUUACGUCUUUCUCUGCCUUUAUGAGAGACGUAUUUCUUGCGCUCUCAAACGAUUUACCUGCGACCAAUGCCCCCAGCAGGAGCGGAGGCCAUACUUUUCUCGCAUUUAUCGCCAUCCCUCUGAUCACCAUUUCCAUGUCUCUGGCGGGCCUCUUCUUUGGGGCACACAUGGCUAAUUUUCUCGAGCCAUAUACGCCAUCGCUGCCUUUUCUCUUUACUAGUAAAAUUCUGGACCGUUUAAUCGUUCUGCUCGGCUGGGGUUGCUGGCUAGGAGCGAUCAUAAUGUCUAUUUUCCCGCCGCAUGACAGUUGGCGAGGCACAGCCACCUUUGUGCUGGUAUUCGCGCCAUUGGGUUGCCUCCUCCGGUUCUAUAUCUCGCUGCGGCUCAACAGUCGUGCGCCUAGUUUUCCCUUGGGGACGUUUGCUGUUAACAUAUUCGGGACGGCUGUACUGGGAAUGUCAUGGGACCUGGCUCAUCUGCCGGUAGGGGGAGUCAUCGGGUGUCAGGUGCUGCAAGGAAUACAGGACGGAUUCUGUGGGUGCUUGACGACUGUCUCGACAUGGGUUGCGGAGCUGGCAGUACUAGGGAGGAGACAUGCGUAUAUAUAUGGCGCGGGAAGUGUAGGUACGGGACUGGUGAUGCUGGUGGCCAUAAUGGGAGGUUUGAGAUGGGGUGAUGGUUGGAAUCCGCUGGUCUGUACACAUUAA